Messenger RNA from Onychomys torridus (southern grasshopper mouse), 1135 nucleotides. RefSeq names its product B9 domain containing 1 (gene B9d1). Gene Ontology annotation, biological process: cilium assembly. Lineage: Eukaryota; Metazoa; Chordata; Mammalia; Rodentia; Cricetidae. The transcript has 7 exons. Gene Ontology annotation, cellular component: MKS complex. Bases 309 to 974 code for a protein of 221 amino acids. The record is from RefSeq and is a predicted model, not a curated record.
CGGGCCUGAGUCCGGCAGCUGCUUUUCGUCACCCUGUUCUCUUCAAACACGGCCAGGCUAGGGUAGUUACAGUUACCGCGGGUCUGAGGAUCCAACCUUAGAGGUUAAUUUCACACGGCCGGGAGCGGAGAAGACCGCCUUUACGGCCGCCAAGACUACCGCGCCUGCGCACUCUAGUUCUUGAACCAAAUCGUCACCGCUGAGAAAUUUGUCCCAGAUGGCUUGCCAUCUGUUUCCAAGGCAACCCGGGAGCCUCCUGGCAACGGCAGGGCGCGCGGCCUGCGCGGGUCUCCCGGCCCAGCCGUGCCAUGGCUGCAGCGAGUCCCAGCGUCUUCCUGCUCAUGGUCAACGGGCAGGUAGAGAGCGCCCAGUUUCCAGAAUAUGAUGACCUCUUCUGCAAGUACUGCUUCGUGUACGGCCAGGACUGGGCCCCCACAGCGGUGAGUUGGACUCAUGGGCCUCCUCUACUUAGAGCUGUCGUGAUUCCUGAGGGUCUGGAGGAGGGCAUCUCACAGAUAGCAUCCAAGAGCCAAGAUGUCCGGCAAGCACUGGUGUGGAACUUCCCCAUCGAUGUCACCUUUAAAAGUACCAACCCCUAUGGCUGGCCACAGAUCGUGCUCAGUGUGUAUGGACCAGACGUGUUUGGGAAUGAUGUGGUCCGAGGCUACGGAGCAGUGCAUGUACCCUUCUCUCCGGGACGGCACAAGAGGACCAUCCCCAUGUUUGUGCCGGAGUCCACAUCUACACUGCAGAAGUUCACAAGCUGGUUCAUGGGACGGCGGCCUGAGUACACAGACCCCAAGGUGGUGGCCCAGGGUGAAGGCCGGGAAGUGACCCGUGUCCGCUCUCAGGGAUUUGUCACCCUCCUCUUCAAUGUGGUGACCAAGGACAUGAAGAAGCUGGGCUAUGACACUGGGCCUGUGGACACACAAGGAGUCCUGGGUCCCAGCCUGUCACAGAGCAACCUACAAUGAAAGAAUCAGCCUUUCUGCCCACCAUUAUGGCCCAGGUGCCGCACAGCCCACACACAAUCAAAGACUCCAGCAGCAUGGCUGGGGAGUGGAGAGCUGAAGACAGUUUUCUAUAAUAAAGCAUUACCUUUUUUUUUUUCCCAGAAAUUCUGGGUCCUGGAUUU